UAUUCCUUUAAACAGCUGAAACGCUUUUCUUGAAUCAGGUUUUAUAGGAUCAUUAUAGACAUGAGUGAAAAUGGGUCCUUAAUUAGCAUCUGUUUUCAUCUAUGAUAUGGUCACAGAUUCAUUAUAGAAGCACAGAGAAUAAAUAUAAGCAUAGUCUUGUGUGCUGUCAAGCAAAGAUAGGUCAUAUCUCUUUUUUUCCACCUAGGUUUUAAUAGCAGGCACAUUCAAAGGCAUGAAGAUCAAACCAGGAUCUUUUGGAAAGGCAUCACCAGGAUAUGAUGUUCAGGUGGUGGAUGAAGAUGGUUCUGUUGUGCCACAAGGCCAAGAGGGAGACCUCGGCAUCAGAGUCAAACCAGACAGGCCUUUCUCUCUUUUUACAGAGUAUACAGGGGAGCCAGAGCGCACGGCAGAAUGUCUCCGAGGCGAUUUCUACCUGACGGGUGACAGGGGAAUGAUGGACGAUGAAGGAUACCUGUGGUUCAUCGGCAGAGCUGAUGAUGUCAUCCUGUCCGCAGGGUACCGCAUUGGUCCAUUUGAGGUGGAAAACGCUUUGAUAGAGCAUCCAGCCGUAGCAGAAUCUGCUGUGGUCAGCAGCCCUGAUCCAGUUCGAGGAGAGGUAGGCAAUGCAUUCUGGGAUUGCCAUCUCCAUGAAGGAUACAUGCAGGGUGGUGACCUUAGAAUUAGGCAAAAAUUACAUAACUUCGAAGACCAGAAUUAUCUGUAGAGUGCUUAUGAUGCAUUUAAAUGGUGUUUAAGUAUGCAGCGCAAAAGAUUUUGUAUGUAGUU
Sinocyclocheilus anshuiensis is the source of this 786-nucleotide messenger RNA. RefSeq names its product acyl-coenzyme A synthetase ACSM3, mitochondrial-like. Gene Ontology annotation, biological process: fatty acid biosynthetic process; acyl-CoA metabolic process. Bases 233 to 724 code for a protein of 163 amino acids. Gene Ontology annotation, cellular component: mitochondrial matrix. Lineage: Eukaryota; Metazoa; Chordata; Actinopteri; Cypriniformes; Cyprinidae. The transcript has 4 exons. The record is from RefSeq and is a predicted model, not a curated record. Gene Ontology annotation, molecular function: fatty acid ligase activity; fatty-acyl-CoA synthase activity.